CGGCUACGCGGCCGCGGCGUCGGGGGCGGGGGCCGGGCGCGCACGGACCGAUCUCUGGAAACAUGGCUACAGAACAUGUUAAUGGAAAUGGUACUGAAGAGCCCAUGGAUACUACUUCUGCAGUUAUCCAUUCAGAAAAUUUUCAGACAUUGCUUGAUGCUGGUUUACCACAGAAAGUUGCUGAAAAACUAGAUGAAAUUUACGUUGCAGGGCUGGUUGCACAUAGCGAUUUAGAUGAAAGAGCUAUCGAAGCUUUAAAAGAAUUCAAUGAAGACGGCGCAUUGGCAGUUCUUCAGCAGUUUAAAGACAGUGAUCUCUCUCAUGUUCAGAACAAAAGUGCCUUUUUAUGUGGAGUCAUGAAGACUUAUAGGCAGAGAGAAAAACAGGGGACCAAAGUAGCAGAUUCUAGCAAAGGACCAGAUGAGGCAAAAAUUAAGGCGCUCUUGGAAAGAACAGGAUACACACUCGAUGUGACCACUGGACAGAGGAAGUAUGGGGGACCGCCUCCAGAUUCCGUUUAUUCAGGUCAGCAGCCUUCUGUUGGCACUGAGAUAUUUGUAGGGAAGAUCCCAAGAGAUCUGUUUGAGGAUGAACUUGUUCCAUUGUUUGAAAAAGCUGGACCUAUAUGGGAUCUUCGUCUAAUGAUGGAUCCACUAACUGGUCUCAAUAGAGGUUAUGCGUUUGUCACUUUUUGUACAAAAGAAGCAGCUCAGGAGGCUGUUAAACUGUAUAAUAAUCAUGAAAUUCGUUCUGGAAAACACAUUGGUGUCUGCAUCUCCGUUGCCAACAACAGGCUUUUUGUGGGCUCUAUUCCUAAGAGUAAAACCAAGGAACAGAUUCUUGAAGAAUUUAGCAAAGUAACAGAGGGUCUUACAGACGUCAUUUUAUACCACCAACCAGACGACAAGAAAAAAAACAGAGGCUUUUGCUUUCUUGAAUAUGAAGAUCACAAAACAGCUGCCCAGGCAAGACGUAGGUUAAUGAGUGGUAAAGUCAAGGUCUGGGGAAAUGUUGGAACUGUUGAAUGGGCUGAUCCUAUAGAAGAUCCCGAUCCUGAAGUUAUGGCAAAGGUAAAAGUGCUGUUUGUACGCAACCUGGCCAAUACUGUAACAGAAGAGAUUUUAGAAAAGGCAUUUAGUCAGUUUGGGAAACUGGAACGAGUGAAGAAAUUAAAAGAUUAUGCUUUCAUUCAUUUUGAUGAGCGAGAUGGUGCUGUCAAGGCUAUGGAAGAAAUGAAUGGCAAAGACUUGGAGGGAGAAAAUAUUGAAAUUGUUUUUGCUAAGCCACCAGAUCAGAAAAGAAAAGAAAGAAAAGCUCAGAGGCAAGCCGCAAAGAAUCAAAUGUAUGAUGAUUACUACUAUUAUGGUCCACCUCAUAUGCCCCCUCCAACAAGAGGUCGAGGGCGUGGAGGUAGAGGUGGUUAUGGAUAUCCUCCAGAUUAUUAUGGAUAUGAAGAUUAUUAUGAUUAUUAUGGCUAUGAUUACCAUAACUAUCGUGGUGGAUAUGAAGAUCCAUACUAUGGUUAUGAAGAUUUUCAAGUUGGAGCUAGAGGAAGGGGUGGUAGAGGAGCAAGGGGUGCUGCUCCAUCCAGAGGUCGCGGGGCUGCUCCUCCCCGCGGUAGAGCCGGUUAUUCACAGAGAGGAGGUCCUGGAUCAGCAAGAGGCGUUCGUGGUGCGAGAGGAGGUGCCCAACAACAAAGAGGCCGCGGGCAGGGAAAAGGGGUCGAGGCCGGUCCUGACCUGUUACAAUGAAGACUGACUUGCUAUGUGGGAUUACACCAGAAGCUUGCAGUGGAGUAAUGGUAAGGAAAUCAAGCAACCUUAAAUAUCUCGGCUGUAUAGGAGCAUAUUCUAUUGCAGAAGACCUUCCUAUGAAGAUCAUGGAAUCAAUACAGGACAUUGAACUAAUACUUGGACUUUGAUAUGAAUUUCUUUAACAAUUUUCUCUGCAGUGCAAGUUAUUAAACUAAAGCUACUCUAUUUUCCAAAUGUGUUCCAACAGAAAUUCUUCAUAACUUCUAGCAUGGUAUCUUAAUAAAGAAUAAAGUUCUUCUCUUUAAAAAAUCUGCUCUAAGUAGAUUUUUCCCCUGUUUUUUUAAAUUAAGGAUCCCAGCAUUGGUUUUCUGAAAUAUUCUCUUGAAUUUGUGCAUUUAAAUUUUAUUGCAGUGGUAUAGAUGAAUGCCAUUGUUGGUAUCCUUAAAUUUUAUUUCUGCUCACCAAGGUUAAUCAUGAUUGUCUAUAUCUUUUUUAUAGUAAUCACUUUUGAAUUGUGUUCAGAUAUGCAGUUUCAGGUGUAAUCAUCAGAGCUGGUUAGUCAGGCAUUCCAGAUAGUGGUUCUUUUCAGAACCUUUUUUAAAGGGUUGGUUAACUACCUCAGUAGCAGAGGAUUGAACUAUACCCUGUCUGUACUGUACAUAGAAAAUCUUUGUAGAUAAAAGCAAGGCUUGUUAAAUGAUAUGAGGGUAAGAUUUUAAUAUACCAAAUGUAACAUUCUUAGUUGCCUUUAGUUUCAGAGGCUUGUAAGACUUCCUCAUGACCAUCAUAACAGGCCUUGCUUUUGUCGUAUUUUGUGGCUGAAAAAGCAGCCUUGCUUCUUCAGAUAUUGUAGUUAUUUGGAUGUAUAAUAGUUUAGCAAGAUGUUACUUUUGUAAGACAUCAGAUGUUCAAAAAAAGUGCAUCCGAACUUGUACUAAAUACUGCAGUGUCCCUUUAUAAAAAGUCAGACUAAAACUGACAGUUGUACAGCGAAGCCUGACAUUUGGAUAUUUUGAAGUUUUUUCAUAAAUCAUAGAAAUUAGUAUACGGCUGUAGUUUAGCUUUUUAGGUAAAAGGUAUGUUUCAUUAGUGCAUUUCUUAUUGCUGAUCACUGCAAAAACGUGAAUCAGCUUUUCCAUUUCUUAUGCAGGUCAUGAUAACUUGUAGAAUAGAGUACAAUCAUUUGUGCUAUGUUUUUAAUUUUCUAAAGCACCUUGAUGACAGUGAGUGUUCAGUGGUGAAGCAUCCUCUAUUGAAUCACCCUCAAAAAAAUUUUUGCCAAGUCCUAAAUUGAUAGCUUAAAGUCAGAAGUGAAAUUAUAGUUUAAUUGAGACUUGGUAUAAAGAAAUCCCUUUUCCCCUUCCCCAAAGGGAUACUGCAGUUAUAUCACAUACCCAAUAGGCACCAUGAUGAAGAUCAGAGCUUAUACUUAAUUAAGGUUUUAUACACACCAGUUUCCCCAGUAAAUGCAAAUUUAACAAGAAAAUUAGACAUGUCAUAUGUUCAAACUGCUCAUGGCAAACAAUCAUUUUGCAUUCCUGCAAAUAAAAUUGUUUUAUACUGUAA
This is a messenger RNA of Eubalaena glacialis (North Atlantic right whale), 3320 nucleotides long. RefSeq names its product synaptotagmin binding cytoplasmic RNA interacting protein (gene SYNCRIP). The transcript has 12 exons. Lineage: Eukaryota; Metazoa; Chordata; Mammalia; Artiodactyla; Balaenidae. Gene Ontology annotation, cellular component: CRD-mediated mRNA stability complex; nucleus; ribonucleoprotein complex. Gene Ontology annotation, molecular function: mRNA 5'-UTR binding. Gene Ontology annotation, biological process: CRD-mediated mRNA stabilization. The record is from RefSeq and is a predicted model, not a curated record. Bases 63 to 1751 code for a protein of 562 amino acids.